This is a messenger RNA of Colias croceus (clouded yellow), 3219 nucleotides long. It is a transcript of the gene Syn, whose product is annotated as synapsin. Gene Ontology annotation, biological process: neurotransmitter secretion. The record is from RefSeq and is a predicted model, not a curated record. Gene Ontology annotation, cellular component: synaptic vesicle; synaptic vesicle membrane. Gene Ontology annotation, molecular function: ATP binding; metal ion binding. The transcript is spliced from 14 exons. Bases 1 to 1875 code for a protein of 624 amino acids. Lineage: Eukaryota; Metazoa; Arthropoda; Insecta; Lepidoptera; Pieridae.
AUGUCAGUUGGGUGGGCGGUCAAAAUAGAUCGGUCGGGGUGUCCUGGCAUUUGUGGCCCGCAGGCCGCGACCACAUCAACCCUGUCUUUCUCAAGCUUCCGAAAUUCCUUCACCUCCAAUGUCAAUUACUUGAAACGAAGUUCAGCGGAGGCGUUGCGCAGAUUUAGCUCCGGUGACCUUCAGUCGGAGUGCGAUGAGGGCGAGGUGGACCCGUACACCGGCCGACCGGCCACCACCAGCCAGCCCAAGCCGCAGCAACGGCCGGUCUCCCAGGCGACAGGUGGUAGCCUCGGGAGUGGUGCGGCACCACCAACGCCGAGCGCGGCAAGCUCUGCUAGCGCUGCAAGCGCUGCAAGCGCUGGCUCUGGCGGAGACCUGUCCCUGAACCUUCGUGGAGGGUCUCGAGGAACAUCAGCACCUUCCUCACCAGCCAAGUCCAGGGAGUCUCUUCUACAGCGGGUACAGUCGCUGACUGGCGCUGCAAGAGAUCAAGGCGCUAAUUUGCUAGGGAGUGUAACAUCGGUGGCCUCAGUGGGCCGCGGUUACAACCGCGACCGCUGCGUCACGCUCCUGGUUGUGGAUGACCAGAACACUGAUUGGUCUAAAUACUUCCGAGGUCGACGUUUGCCAGGCGAAUGGGAUAUCCGCGUGGAGCAAGCAGAAUUCCGAGAAAUAUCUGUGACAGCCAACUCUGAUGGCGCCAACGUGUCUAUGGCUGUGUACCGCAGCGGAACUAAAGUUACGAGAUGUUUUAAACCGGACUUCGUGUUGGUGAGACAGAACGUUCGCGACGCUGGUGCCGACCACCGCCCCCUACUCUUGGGCCUCAAGUUCGGAGGCGUACCUUCUAUCAACAGCCUAAACUCAAUUUAUCACUUCCAGGAUCGGCCAUGGGUAUUCGGUCAUCUACUUCAAUUGCAACGACGCUUGGGACGCGAGAACUUCCCUCUAAUUGAACAAACGUAUUAUCAUAACCACACUGAUAUGGUAACGGCACCGAAGUUCCCAGUGGUUAUCAAGAUCGGGCACGCGCAUAGUGGCGUGGCCAAGGUGAAAGUGGACUCCUUGGCCGACUUCCAGGACAUCGCUGGUGUGGUCUCAAUGCUUGGCACCUACUGCACCGUGGAGCCGUAUAUUGACGCUAAAUAUGAUAUCCAUAUACAAAAAAUCGGCACUAACUACAAAGCUUUCAUGCGCAAGUCCAUAUCUGGAAACUGGAAAACCAAUCAAGGUUCUGCAAUGCUCGAAGCUAUCGGCAUGAAUGAUAGAUAUAAGAUGUGGAUUGACGAGGUCAGCGAAAUAUUUGGAGGGUUGGAAGUAUGUGCUCUGGAAUUGGUAGUCGGUAAAGAUGGAAGGGAACACAUUAUCGAGCUCAACGAUUCUGCUACCUCCUUCAUGGGCGAUUCGCAAGAAGAGGAUCGACGCCAUCUUUCCGAACUGGUCUUCCAGCGGAUGCAGAACGUAUGCCGUCCCGGUAUAACCAAGACGACGUCACGCACGUCCGUGUCGGGCAGCGGCACGGCGUCGCCCGAGGAGCGCACGCCCGCGCACGUGGCGGGCCCGCCGAGCGUGCCGCCGCCCGCGCCGCUCGCCACCGCCGCCAGCAUCGACCGCCCGCUACCGCCGAUACCGGCAGAACCGUCGCAACCGCCACCACCACCCUUGACACGCCGUGAUUCUCAAAUAUCCCAAUCGUCCACGGUAUCGUCCACGUCCGCUGCGCCGACCACGACCGCGGCCCCGGCGACCGCGACCACUAACACGGGCAGUCGCUUCUCGCGGCAGGGCUCCCUCAGCGCAGCACUCACUGAGGACGCGGAGGAUACCAUGAAGAACUUGAGGAAAACCUUCGCAGGCAUUUUCGGAGAUAUGUAAAACCAUACGUUUCGAAUUGUAGAGACUUUUCGUUUGGCUUCGUUGAUUUUUUUAUGAUUUCUGAUUAAUAUUUUAAGUUAUGUUCAACAUUUUGGAAUUGGUUAACGCUUUAAACAAAAAUGUAAUUUUGCUUUUUGUUAAUGUUAAGUAUAAUAUGUAUAGGUUUGGAAUUUUUUAAACUUUGGCAGGAACGCCAAUAAGUUCGUAUGAUAGGUUACCUACAAACGGUUUUUAUUUUAUUAGGUCCUUUGUUGUUAGAGAGCGUAAACGGUGUUAACAACUUCUGUAUUCGCUAUAUACAUUCGAAUAUUGUUAAUUGGAUUUUGAUUUGUAACAUAGUAAGGGAAUCGAAUGUUGCACUGAAUACCUAAUGAAAUAGGAUCCUUUAUAAUACCUUAAAUAAUAGCAAUACAAAUCUGAAAAAGCUUAGUUUAAGUGUUGAUUGUGAAUGUAGAUUUUUUACAGUGAGUUACCAUGAGUGACUUUACGAAUCAUCUAAGCUAUAUUGUGAUGGAAACAAAUUAAUCUUGUGUCGUCACGCUACAAAUAUUAUAUUCUUAUUAAUUAUAAAGUUACUAUAAAAAUCAUUAAUGUCGCUACGUUAUUAGAACUCUUACAUCUCGUAAGGACUCAUUUACAUAAAAUAGCGCUUGUCAUAUUUUAUAUUAUAAAGUAUAUUUUAUUCAUACAACUAAAUAAUGGAAAAUAAAUAAAUAUUGUUCAAAUAUUAUUUACGUAAGUUAUUAGUUUUUAUAAAACUCAAAUAUAUUAUGUUUAGUGAAUGUUAAUUUGGAAGGAAAAAAUAUAUUUGAAAGAAAAGAAGAUAUCUCACAUGAUAUUCGAUAAAGAUGACGGAGUGAGUAACUGGUAUGUAAGCAAUGCUAUUUGAGACAAUAUUGUUAAAUGCAAACAUGUAUUCCACAUUUUAUUAUAUAGAAUGUAUCUUACCUAUUAUAUCUUGUAGAUUAAGACGUAAAUCUUUAAGAAAGCGUUAAUUAUUAUUAACACAUCCUUCGCUUCCUUUCUUCUUGUAGUAGACCUUCUGUGGUUCUAAUGCUGCCGUAAUUUAUAAUUAGUAGAAAUUACAUUUCUAUAAGUUAAAUAUUAUUAAUCCUAUGAUUUGCUUCAUACCGAAAUUACAAUAAUUUAUAAAUUAGUUUUAUUGCGCAUAGUCAUAUCAUAAAAUGAGAAUAAUCAUUGUGUUGUUAUUAAUGAUAGAUUGUUGUGCGUCGCAUUGUCUACUGUUUAACUGUUUUCAAAUUUUAAACUAAUACUCUUUAGCAAAUAUAGUAGAAAGUUAUAACGUGUACCUAAGUAGCUGAAUUUAUAUGCAAUGGAAAUGGC